This is a messenger RNA of Odobenus rosmarus divergens (Pacific walrus), 893 nucleotides long. RefSeq names its product HD domain containing 2 (gene HDDC2). The coding region runs from base 30 to 626 and encodes 198 amino acids. Lineage: Eukaryota; Metazoa; Chordata; Mammalia; Carnivora; Odobenidae. The record is from RefSeq and is a predicted model, not a curated record. Gene Ontology annotation, molecular function: 5'-deoxynucleotidase activity. Gene Ontology annotation, cellular component: cytoplasm. The transcript has 6 exons.
CUGCUCCGACCUGCGGGACCCGUGGCGGCAUGGCUUCGGUGUCUUCUGCGGCCCGGAACCUGCUGCAGUUCCUGCGGCUGGUGGGGCAGCUCAAGAGAGUCCCCCGGACUGGCUGGGUAUACAGAAAUGUUGAGAGGCCAGAGAGUGUAUCAGAUCACAUGUACAGGAUGGCAGUUAUGGCUCUGGUCACCAAAGACGAACAUCUUAACAAAGACCGAUGUGUACGCCUAGCCCUGGUUCACGAUAUGGCAGAAUGCAUCGUUGGGGACAUAGCACCAGCAGAUAACAUCCCCAAAGAAGAAAAACAUAGGCGAGAAGAGGAAGCUAUGAAACAGCUAACCCAGCUCCUCCCAGAGGAUCUCAGAAAGGAACUUUAUGAACUUUGGGAAGAGUAUGAGACCCAGUCAAGUGCAGAAGCCAGGUUUGUGAAGCAGCUGGACCAAUGUGAGAUGAUUCUUCAGGCCUCCGAGUAUGAGAACCUGGAGAGCAAACCUGGGAGGCUGCAGGACUUCUAUGAUUCCACAGCAGGAAAAUUCAGUCACCCUGAGAUAGUCCAGCUUGUUUCUGAACUUGAGGCAGAAAGAAACGCCAACAUAGCAGCUCCCACCAGUGAGCCGAGCUCCUGACGAGUCCUCUGUUGCUUCACUCCUGUAACAGACAUUGUGUUUUGCCCUUUCGUGGUGUUGUAUUUUGCCACUGUUGCUGUGUUGAUUCCCCGGAUGUGAGUCUGUUUAUUUUCCAUUGCCUGAACUCCGGUAAGAAACGUGUGAUAGAAUCUGGAUAAUAAAAGAAGCUAAGGAACAGGAUGUGGUCCUGAAAAUGCCCUGGAUGAAGGCUGGGGGCAGUGGGGGGAGCUUUGUAUGAACUAAAUAAAUAAAUUUUUGAAACCUUAA